Messenger RNA from Hipposideros armiger (great roundleaf bat), 6242 nucleotides. Its product is annotated as zinc finger protein 470. Gene Ontology annotation, cellular component: nucleus; transcription regulator complex; chromatin. Bases 328 to 4707 code for a protein of 1459 amino acids. Gene Ontology annotation, biological process: regulation of transcription by RNA polymerase II. The record is from RefSeq and is a predicted model, not a curated record. Gene Ontology annotation, molecular function: DNA-binding transcription activator activity, RNA polymerase II-specific; RNA polymerase II cis-regulatory region sequence-specific DNA binding. The transcript is spliced from 15 exons. Lineage: Eukaryota; Metazoa; Chordata; Mammalia; Chiroptera; Hipposideridae.
GUCGCUCGGGGCGGCCUGUAUUUCUGGUCAGACUUGGACUUACCGGCCAGGGGCAUCGCCGACCAGCGCAGUGUGGGCCGAGUCGGGCCUGCCUCCUUGCACAGUCCGCGUUCCUCCCGACUCCUUCGCGACCCCGGCCGGGACUACGUUUCCCAGAGGGGGCUGCUGUGGAGAACACGCCCACUUCCGGGGGCGACGCUUUGCUCAGCUCUUGUGGGCCCUGUGCGAUAGUGGUUUCGGCGCCCACGUUAGUGCGCUGUGGGGACGGAACCGCUGGAAGUCGGGCGUACCCGAGGUGGGCGGGUGUGUCCGUGCGACAGCGGGGACAUGCGGGGGUCAGCAAGUGCAGCCGGAGGCGUGGGGCCCCGCGAGCUGGGGUCUCCGGCGCGGCGAGGCGCCCUUCGCACAAAGCCCAGGGCGGGUCGAGGCCAGACUGCAGCGACCCAGGACGCUUUCGUUCGCCGUGGUCCGGGAAGGCCGCGCUCAAAGAAUGGCCUCACCCCCAAAGGCCAGCGAAGAGCGGUGACCACAGGGCUUGAGAACAGAGGUCUGCCUUUCAGGGACACUGCCCUUCCCCAGGAGAGGAGGCACAAGAAGGAGGCAGCAGGGACGGAAAAUGAACCCCAACCCAUGUCCCAGAGCUUGGUGACAUUUGGGGAUGUGGCCGUGGAUUUCUCCCAAGAGGAGUGGGAGCGGCUGAACCCUGCUCAGAGGGGUCUUUACAGAGAUGUGAUGCUGGAGAACUACAGGAGCCUGGUCUCGCUGGGACUUUGCUUCUCUAAGCCUGAUAUGAUCUCCUCAUUGGAACAAAGGAAGGAGCCCUGGUUGCCCAAGAGAAACUUGAUGAGAGGCCAUUGCCCAGGCUGGAAGGCUGUGCCAGAGACCAAGGAGGUACCUCCACAGGAUUUCUGUGAAGAAACAUUGUCCCAGGCAGUGCUAGUGGGGACACGUACCAGUUGCAGAGUGGAGCGCUCUGUGUUAGGAGGACCCUGGGAUUAUGAGGCUCUGUUUGGGAGGCAGCCGGGCUUGGUGACCAUUGCGAAUAUGGCCAUAGACCUCUCCCAGCAGUUAGACCCAGCUCAGAAGAGUUUCUGUAAGAAUGUGAUGUGGGAGAACCACGACCUGGGGUCAGUAGGACGCUGUGUGCCUGAGCCAGGUUUGGUUUCUUUACUGGAGCAAGGGAAGGAGCCCUGGCUGGUGAAGAGAGAGCUGACAGGAGCCCUGUUCUCAGUUUCUGUCCUUGUCACUCCAAGUUGGAAGUUUUCUGCUGAGCUAAUUCUCUUGAAAAUGGUAUGGACUUCAUGUGAAUCUCAUUGGACAAAAGCCACAGCCGUGAAUCUCAUUGAGACGCAACCACCAAGAAGCCAGCGUGGGCCAAACCCUAAGAGUCCUGGACAAGUGCCGGAUUGGGGUGGGGCGGCUGAAGCAUCUUGCUGUCCCACCUGGCGGGGACGGAACUCGGGAUAUGUCCAUACGUCCACUGGACUGAGGACCAAGGGUAAAACCCUUCAAAUGAGGAGCCAGGAAGAGGAGGAGGUGAUGGGGAUCGAACUCCUUAAAGCUAUGUCCCUGGAUUCAGUGACUUUCGCAGAUGUGGCCAUAGACUUCUCCCAAGAUGAGUGGCAAUGGCUGAACCUUGCUCAGAGGACUUUGUACAAGAAUGUGAUGUUGGAAAACUACAGGAACCUGGUGUCAGUGGGUCUUUGCAUUUUUAAACCAGAUGUGAUCUUCUUAUUGGAGCAAGGUAAAGAGCCCUGGAUGACUAAUGGAGAGAUGACAGGAGGCCUGGACCCAGACUUGGAGUAUUUGUGGAUGACCAAGGAAUUAUCUCCAAACCUUGACAUUUAUGAAGAAAAAUUAUCCCAGGCAAUGAUAAUGGAAAGACUUACUACCUACAACCUUGAGUGUUCCAUGUUAGGAAGGACCUGGAAAUGUGAAGACCUGUUUGAGAGAGAGCUGGUAAAUCCAAAGUCACAUUUCAGGCAAGAGACAGUCACUCAUAUAGAUGCACUUAUUGAGGAAAGAGAGCACUUUAACAAGUCUGGGACGAUUUUUCAUCUGAAUACAUUAUCUUAUAUAAAGCAGUUAUUUCCCAUUGAAGAGAGGAUGUAUAAUUUUGACAUAGAGGAGAAAAGCUUAAAAACACAUUCAUUUGUAAAAAAGCAGAAGCAAGUCUGUGGAUCAAAGAAACUUUUGAAAUGUAAUGACUGUGAGAAAACUUUCAGCAAAAUCUCAACCCUUUCUCUUCAUCAAAGAAUUCAUACUGGAGAGAAACCCUAUGAAUGUAUUGAGUGUGGGAAAGCCUUCAGCCAGAGUGCCCACCUUGCUCAACAUCAGAGAGUUCACACAGGGGAAAAACCCUUUGGAUGUGUUGAAUGUGGGAAAACCUUCAGCCAGAAUGCUCAUCUAAUUCAACAUCAGAGAGUUCAUACUGGAGAGAAACCUUAUCAGUGUAAGCAGUGCAUGAAAGCCUUCAGCCAGCUUGCACACCUCGCUCAGCAUCAGAGAGUCCAUACUGGAGAGAAACCCUAUGAAUGUAUUGAAUGUGGGAAGGCCUUUAGUGAUUGUUCAUCUCUAGCUCAUCAUCGAAGGAUUCACACUGGAAAAAGACCCUAUGAAUGUGUUGACUGUGGGAAAGCCUUCAGGCAGAAUGCUUCUCUCAUACGUCAUCGGAGAUAUUAUCACACUGGAGAGAAACCCUUUGACUGUAUCGAUUGUGGGAAGGCUUUCACAGAUCACAUAGGACUUAUUCAGCAUAAGAGAAUUCAUACUGGAGAGAGACCCUACAAAUGUAACGUGUGUGGGAAGGCUUUUAGCCAUGGCUCAUCGUUGACCGUACAUCAGAGAAUUCACACAGGAGAGAGACCUUAUGAAUGUACACUCUGUGGGAAAGCCUUUAGCCAUCGUGGCUCACUUACUCUUCAUCAAAGAGUUCAUACUGGAGAGAAACCCUAUGAGUGUAAGGAAUGUGGGAAAGCUUUUCGGCAGAGCACACACCUCGCUCAUCAUCAGAGAAUUCAUACUGGAGAGAAACCUUAUGAAUGUAAGGAGUGCAGCAAAGCCUUCAGCCAGAAUGCACACCUUGCACAACAUCAGAAAAUACACACAGGAGAGAAACCUUAUGAGUGUAAGGAGUGUGGUAAGGCCUUCAGUCAGACAGCACACCUUGUUCAACACCAGAGAGUUCAUACUGGCGAGAAGCCUUACGAAUGUAUUGAGUGUGGAAAGGCCUUUAGUGAUGGCUCCUAUCUUGUUCAACAUCAGAGACUCCACACUGGCAAAAGACCAUAUGAAUGUCUUGAAUGCGGGAAGGCAUUCAGACAGAGGGCAUCCCUGAUUUGUCACCAAAGAUGUCAUACAGGUGAGAAACCUUAUGAAUGUAACGUGUGUGGGAAAGCCUUUAGCCAUCGUAAAUCCCUGACUCUACAUCAAAGAAUUCAUACUGGAGAGAAACCUUAUGAGUGUCAGGAAUGUAGCAAAGCCUUCAGCCAGAUUGCCCAUCUUACGCUCCAUAAGAGAAUCCAUACUGGAGAAAGGCCCUAUGAAUGUAAGGAAUGUGGAAAAGCCUUCAGGCAGAGUGUACAUCUCACUCAUCAUCAGCGAAUUCAUACCGGAGAAAAAUCCUACGACUGCAGGGAGUGUGGCAAGGCUUUCGGCCGGAGCUCGUCCCUGAUGAAGCACCAGCGGAUCCACACCGGCGAGAAACCCUUCGCGUGCGACGUGUGCGGGAAGCACUUCAUCGAGCGGUCUUCCCUCACCAUCCACCAGCGCGUGCACACCGGGGAGAAGCCCUAUCGGUGCGGGGACUGCGGCAAGGCCUUCAGCCAGCGCAUGAACCUGAUCGUCCAUCAGAGGACGCACACCGGGGAGAAGCCCUACGCGUGCGACGUGUGCGGCAAGGCCUUCCGGAAGACCUCGUCCCUGGCCCAGCACGACAGGACCCACACCGGGGAGAAGCCCUAUCGGUGCGGGGACUGCGGCAAGGCCUUCAGCCAGAACAUGCACCUCGUCGUGCACCAGCGCACGCACACCGGGGAGAAGCCGUACGUGUGCGGCCAGUGCGGGCGCGCCUUCAGCCAGAACAUGCACCUGACGGAGCACCGGAGGACGCACACGGGCGAACGGCCGUACGCAUGCCAGGAGUGCGGCAAGGCCUUCAACAAGAGCUCGUCCCUCACACUGCACCGGAGGAACCACACGGGCGAGCGGCCCUACGCGUGCGGCCAGUGCGGCAAGGCCUUCAGCCAGAGCGCCUACCUCAUCCAGCAUCAGCGCUUCCACAUCGGGGUGAAGCCCUUCGAGUGCAGCGCCUGCGGCAAGGCCUUCAGCAAGAACUCGUCGCUCACCCAGCACCAGCGCAUCCACACCGGGGAGAAGCCCUACGAGUGCUACAUCUGCAAGAAGCACUUCACGGGCCGCUCCUCCCUAGUGGUGCACGAGCUCGGCCACACCGGGGAGCGGCCCUACGCGUGCAGCCAGUGCGGCAAGGCCUUCAGCCAGAGCGCCUAUCUCAUCGAGCACCAGCGCAUCCACACCGGAGAGAAGCCCUACAAAUGUGGCGAGUGCGGCAAGGCCUUCAUCAAGAACUCCUCACUCACCGUCCACCAGAGGAUCCACACCGGAGAGAAACCGUACAAGUGCGGCGAGUGCGGGAAGACCUUCAGCCGCAACACCAACCUCACGCGACACCUGAGGAUCCACACGUAGGAGGGGCGUGAGCCCUCAGAAUCCAUGCCAGGCGGGCACGACCCUGAGCACCUUGUCAGCCCGAGAAGUUCUGACACUGGGGCCCCGGUAACGCAGUGCCAACACAAGUCCUGCCCAGGCGGGUCGUGGGAAUGUGAGCGUUGGGGACAGGCCUCGCCAUUCACAGGAGCUCCUUCCUUCUGCAGCGUUCGCACAGCCUCAGUAGAGAGCAGGCCCCUACAAGUUUAGUAUCGGGGGACAUGGUCAGCUUCACUAUGGCUCCAGGGACCUAGGACGUCAGGGCUCCAGACCAAGCUCUGCAUAAAUUGUCAUAAGAGCUUGGACAACAGAUUUACUGUCUCUGGGUCUCCGUUUCCUCAAUUGUAAAAUGGAGGAGGGGGAGAGGACUCAAUAAGGAACAUGGGGACAUUCUCCCUUUGUCACACACACCCUGGAUCUAGUCCAGAGGUAAGGGUGUCACCAUCUGUGAGUUUCCGACCUCCCCACACCCAGCCCCCGGUCUCCCUACAACAGCUGCUGGAAGCCCUCAAGCUAAUAAGUGAUAGACGUUGGCAAGUUGUGCAUGGGAAAAAUAGUUCUUUUUCAGAGUCAGCAAAUGACACUAAUCACUUUAGAUGCCACAGUUUCUCAUAGUGAUCUGUUAAUUUUUUAAAUGAAACUUUUUUUUAAAUGAAACUUAAUUAGGGAGACCAGUGUCAUUUAAAAAAUUUGUCAGGUGCAAAAUAUACAGGUACCAGUUGUCCUGUCAAAAUCAGUGUCAACAUUUGUGGGGCAAAGGGAAGAGGGGGAGGGUGUGCACAUACACCAGGCUUGAUAUCCAGGUUUGAAUACUUCCUGGGUGUUGCCGGCCAGUGACCCGAGGGAGGACGGUGGGAAAUGAGAAAUAAAGGAGACCUGAGUCAAAGAUGGGAUUGGGAGGUCUCUGCAAGCUGAUGGCUUGCAAGAGCCCCUAAUAAUCAGAUACACUUUAUUUUAUACAGCUACAGCCAGGAUGUUGUUUUAGGAAGUUAAAAGAGGAACAGGGGAAUAGCUAUCCGGUGCAGCAUGCUUUUCUAGUUCUGUAUAGUUAGACUUGUAGGUACAAAUUGCAGAAGUAGGCAAGUUCAGCCAAGGAGCUAGUCUCUAAAUAAAGGUCAGAAGGAAGGAGCUUGUCUGCCCAAAGCAGACCAUGAGCAAGGGGGAGAGGAGAACGGGGUCAGCUUUUGGCUGAGAUCCCAGACUGCAAGGACCAUGUCAGCUUGCAGUCAGCACUCCACACCUGGGUUUGGUAAGUGUGCACAUCUGAGCACAGAGUGUCUGCUUUGUUUUAUUUUAACUGUGAAACCGGAAGGUAGCUCCAGGUGAGUUUCCUAAGGCCGACCUGAAGCUUUGUUUCCACAUAGUUUCCCCCAGAGUCUCCUUUCUCUGGGGCUUUUUGCGCCACCCUUUUUAUUGUAACACUUGAUGCUAUUCAUCGCAAAGAUCCUGGUGUUUCUGAAUGUGCCACAUUUGCUGACAUGGGUAUGUAUGAAGAAUAAAUUCUUUUCUAAAUCAUG